Messenger RNA from Ostrea edulis (European flat oyster), 2306 nucleotides. RefSeq lists its product as uncharacterized. Gene Ontology annotation, cellular component: membrane. The record is from RefSeq and is a predicted model, not a curated record. Gene Ontology annotation, biological process: multicellular organism development; Notch signaling pathway. NCBI's taxonomy places the organism in Eukaryota, Metazoa, Mollusca, Bivalvia, Ostreida, Ostreidae. The transcript has 6 exons. The coding region runs from base 1 to 1404 and encodes 467 amino acids.
AUGUUAACAAUAGUUGCUGUAGUGACGGCAAACGGCUCGCUAUUUGUUGGGUUGCUCGGUUUUUCUAACCCCACGAACAGAACUUUCAAUGGAACGUGUUGUGGAGGAGAAAACCCUGACUACUGUUCCUCCGAUUGUCGUCUGCUGUUUGAUGUUACCGUUGUUGGUCUAGACGAGAAACAAACCAAAACUCCUUUGGAAACAACGAUUCUGGGAUCCAAAGUUAUAACAAUACCGUCGUCAUAUGAAAUGAAAAAUCCGUUGUCAUUCUCAUUCCGGAAGUGGCCCGGAGAAGUGGACAUACUUGUUAGUAUCUACGACAUGAACAGAGAAAACAGAAAUUUAGUGGAUAAAUUUAGAUUCACGUUUCAAUAUGCAAAACCGGAUCUCAACUACAGAAAUGAUACAGAAUUUGGAAUUCGAUCACAAAACAAGACAGCAUUACGACUAAUUCUUCGAUACAACUGUGAUAAGUAUUACUUUGAAGAAGACGAUUGCAGCAAAUUGUGUUCCCCUGGAAAUACCCCAUGUCCAAUCCGACCAACCGGAACCCCCCAGUCUAUUACGGAUUGGAUUCUUUUACUUACUACUGAAAAACCAAGCACCGGAAGAAUAUGCCCUACAACUAACACAAAUCCGGCAAUAGUGAAAACAUUAAACUCAAACGAAACUACUGUGAACUGUACAUACGAGAAUUCCACAUCGACAACUGCGGGGAGUGCAUAUUCUACAGAUAACGCCAUGGUUAGUUCUGACACAGUCACUUCAACAGAAACAGUUAUAUCAUACACGGCUUUAGAAACUACAACAACUAUGUCAUCUAGUGAAAAUAAAGAGACUACAUCUCCUACAGAGGAUUUGCUACUGUCAUCACUUUCUAGUCACAUGACGUCACAGGAACCGAAGAGUACCAAAACUAUAACGACCUCAACACAAUCAACUACCUUAAAACCAACGACACACUCAUCCUCCUUAAAACCAACCAUACACUCACCUUCCUUAAAGUCAACAACACAACAAAGGAAGACCUCUGGUUCGAAAACCACAAAAAAUAAACUUCCAACGAAUAGGGUGGCAGGUAUAUCCACACCAGAACCAACUCCAUCUCUUUCAACAUCUUUUCCAAUAUCAUCAACCCAUCAAACAUCGAAAGAAAUUCCUGGUGACGGCAAGACCAUCAAUGAUGACGCAAUGAAGUACUGGCCCGCUAUUGUUGGAGGAGUUUUGGGGAUAAUUGCCAUUAUUGCAGUACUUGGGGUUUUCAUAUACGUAAGAAAAUUAAGAGCUCAGCAAAAUAAAACGGAAGACAUUUACAAUGUUAACCCACAAACUUGGAUUUUAGAGACCAAUGAAAACGGAACUUCGGGUAUGUCUGAAAUUGCCCUUGAAACAGAACUAGUAUGACGUCACUGUGACUCCAAACACGUUAAGUGAAAUUGUUGCUUUUCUACUCAGUAGUUUUGAAGUGAGAGGAAAUUGCUUUCCAUUUUCGAGAAGAGUACAAGAAUGUGGGAGAUUUUUUUUACAGGGUGUGAUCACAUGGAUACGUGAGUUCAAGGGAAGAAAAGUUAUGUUCUUUGAUAUGAACUUGUGUUUGUUAAUCCCUUUAUUGAGUGGAUUAUUCAAUUUAUAACUGGUAUUACUUUUCCAUUUUCGCCCUGACAUCAUCACCGAAGUAAGAUCUAACAAGAAUUCACGUGUACUUCCGUAUUAAUGAAACCGAACCUUUGAGUUAUCGCAUGUUUUAGUACAAAAAAACGACGACAAUAUUCAGAAAAAGGAUUAAAAGGUAUUUUCUUUCUCGAAAAUACGCUGAGGAUAUUUUCGUGUUCAACAAGGAAAGGAAAUGUAAAUUGUUUUUUAAUCUCUGUUAGUUUAUUGCACUCCAGAUAUGUUUUAUGACCAAUAUCGUCGGUAUGUUACAUGACGUAAUACGUUAGUAACCAAUCAAAUCUAAUCCCUUAUUAUUUUUGCACACGUUUAUAUUGUAUUCACUAUUGCAUGUAUCGAUUGCUUGUUUAUUCCGUUACCUUUCGUCGUCAAUCAGACGACAACGUCUAUUUCAAACAAUAUACGAUGUAAUAAAAUAUAUUUAUGUCAGCAUUGCUUGUAUCUUGUAAUUGCAUUGUGAUUGAUUUGCAUCAAUUGAUAUCCAUGUGUGUGUUCAUGAACCGGAGGUGCGUAUGAUUCUGUGCUAAGGUUAGGAAAUGAUGCAACAAAUGUGGAAAUGAAUGAAUACAUUGACAAUCAACAGACAGACGCGAGUCGCGAUACCUAAGAUUAUGUGUCAUUUGAAACGAGAGAGA